Messenger RNA from Nannospalax galili (Upper Galilee mountains blind mole rat), 987 nucleotides. RefSeq names its product olfactory receptor 51I2-like. Lineage: Eukaryota; Metazoa; Chordata; Mammalia; Rodentia; Spalacidae. Gene Ontology annotation, molecular function: G protein-coupled receptor activity; olfactory receptor activity. Gene Ontology annotation, cellular component: membrane. The transcript has 4 exons. Gene Ontology annotation, biological process: G protein-coupled receptor signaling pathway. Bases 1 to 987 code for a protein of 328 amino acids. The record is from RefSeq and is a predicted model, not a curated record.
AUGUCUAUGAGAAAUUGCCUGUACUAUGGUGGAACAAUUCAGGGCUCUCAACACCUGUGUCUCCCACCUCUGGGCUGUACUGCUGGUCUAUGUCCCAUGCUGGGGGUGUCUAACAUCCAUCGCUUUGGGAAGCAUGUUCCACCUGUGGUCUCCAUUAUAAUGGGAUAUGUUUACCUCCUGGUACCUCCUGUCCUCAACCCUGUUGUAUACUGCAUUAAGACCCGGGAGAUAAGAACUCGCAUUUGGGACUCUCUUAUUCUAGAGAAAAAGAAAAAACCCUUUCCAACUGAACUGUCUAAAUUUGACAACAUGACCUUUCUCAAUAUUAGUACCUAUGGACCCUUCCUUCUGACUGGCUUCCCUGGCCUGGAGGACUCAUAUCCAGUGUUCUCCAUAUUGUUCUGUUUUCUCUAUGCCAUUGCUCUGAUGGGAAACAGCCUCAUCUUAGUGGUUAUUUGGGUGGAGCCAGCCCUUCACACACCCAUGUACCUUUUUCUCUCCAUGCUGGCCACCAGUGACCUGGGACUCUGUGCUACCACCUUGCCAUCUCUGCUAAAACUUUUUUGGUUCAAUGAUCGUGAAGUACACUUUGAUGCCUGCCUCACUCAGAUGUUUUUUAUUCAUCUUUUCUCCCUAAUGGAAUCAGGCAUCCUGUUCGCCAUGGCUUUUGACCGCUAUGUGGCCAUCUCUAACCCACUAAGGUACACUACUAUUUUGACUAAUGUGAACAUUGCUAAGAUAGCUCUGGGUCUUUCACUGCGGGCUGUGUCUGUCACCUGUCCAGGACCACUUCUCAUCAGGCGGUUGAGAUUUUGUGAGGCCAAUGUGCUGUCCCACUCCUACUGUCUACACCCAGACAUCAUCAAGCUCUCCUGCUCUGACCACCACCUUAGUAGUAUUUAUGGCCUCAUCAUUGUUAUCAUCACCUUUGGAAUGGACUCUGCAUUCAUUCUUCUCUCUUAUGUGAAGAUACUGAUCACUUGUUAA